AUGGACCAGCAGCCCAUCACAAGCAGAAACAAACACCGGCAAGUACCCGCAAACCGCAAAACAAAAGGUGGGAAACAAAUAAAGUUUCCCGGGCAUCAGCAGCGUAUGAACAACGCAAGCUUCUCACACAAGCCCGCCCAGACCACAACUGCCCAGAAGCCUAGACCACGAACAGCAACCCCAGAAACGGCGGACUCGACGGCACAGGAGGAAACACCACAUCAAGAAGCACAACAGACCCUAAAUGCGAAGGACCGCGGCCUACAAAGGAAUUUCUCACAUUACGAGCUGCAGCAGCAGGCCUCCAGAAGUGCCCAAGGUUGUGGCACUUCUGGAGGCCUGAAGCGUAACUAG
This is a messenger RNA of Pelobates cultripes (western spadefoot toad), 354 nucleotides long. The record is from the annotation of a GenBank genome assembly. Lineage: Eukaryota; Metazoa; Chordata; Amphibia; Anura; Pelobatidae.